AUGGAUGAUAUUAGAAUUCUCGUUGCAAUGGAUUUUGGGGCUACAUAUUCUGGAAUUGUUGUAGUAAAUAGUUUCAUGGUAAUUAUGCCAGGACGAGGUGUACCAAAAGACACAGCACUUCAAUAUGAUGAAGGGCAUAAAAAAGUAACCAGUUGGGAAUUUAGCUUUAUAGAUGAAAAAAAUGAUGAAGUAUCAGAUGAUACAGAAGGACAACAUUCACAUUCUGUUGAAUAUAAUGAGAAAGAAAGAAUUAGCCUCAAUUAUAUUAUACAUAAGCUAUUGAAGAUUAUUAUAUAG
This is a messenger RNA of Rhizophagus irregularis DAOM 181602=DAOM 197198, 297 nucleotides long. RefSeq lists its product as uncharacterized. Lineage: Eukaryota; Fungi; Glomeromycota; Glomeromycetes; Glomerales; Glomeraceae. The record is from RefSeq and is a predicted model, not a curated record.